AUGGCCACAGCGUCGGGGAACCCCGGAUGGAUCAACGGUAGCUGCAACUGCGGCAAGAUCACGGUGUCCCUCAAGCCACCCUCAGAUGGGUUGCAUGUCUGCCACUGUAUCGACUGCAGGAAGUUCACGGGGGCCAUCGCUGCCUUCCUUCUCCAGCUCCCUGCCGCUGAUUUCAAGAUCGAAGGCGAGUACCGCACGUGGAACACGAUUGGCAACACUGGACUCAAGGUAGGGCGGUACUUCUGCGGCGAGUGCGGAUCCUAA
This is a messenger RNA of Apiotrichum porosum, 264 nucleotides long. RefSeq lists its product as uncharacterized. Bases 1 to 264 code for a protein of 87 amino acids. Lineage: Eukaryota; Fungi; Basidiomycota; Tremellomycetes; Trichosporonales; Trichosporonaceae. The transcript is spliced from 4 exons. The record is from RefSeq and is a predicted model, not a curated record. Gene Ontology annotation, molecular function: carbon-sulfur lyase activity.